Corylus avellana is the source of this 1077-nucleotide messenger RNA. Lineage: Eukaryota; Viridiplantae; Streptophyta; Magnoliopsida; Fagales; Betulaceae. The record is from RefSeq and is a predicted model, not a curated record.
AACACUCUGUUUGUGUCGGCAGAGAAACUCCCAAUUAGAUAUUUUCCUUCAUUUUCCCGAGAAUAAUUAGAGUCUGAAAGACUGAAGGAGGAAGACUCAUUCUGGGUUUCCUGGACGUGACAAUGAUGAAGAAAAGGUCAAAUGGGCAUUAUGGUAAAAUGAGUGAGAACUCAACCACAACGACGUCGUCUACGUCCGGAGAGGAAGCAACUGAGUGGGAGAUGAGACCUGGAGGAAUGUUGGUCCAGAAAAGAAGCGAGAUUAAGGAUGUUCCGGUUCCGAAUGUACGGCUCCGAGUCGCUUACGGUGCUCUCCGGCACGAGAUCUCGGUGAACUCUCAGGCCACGUUCGGGGAGGUGAAGAAGCUUCUGACGGCUGAGACAGGGCUACAGCCGGAUGAACAGCGGGUGAUUUUCCGAGGGAAAGAGAGAGAAAACGGGGAGUAUUUGGACACGUGCGGAGUCAAAGACCGCUCAAAAGUCAUACUAAUGGAGGACCCGUCGAGCAUCGAACGGCGAGUCAUCGAGAUGCGGAGGAACGCCAAGAUCCGGAGCGCGCACCGCGCCAUCUCGGACGUGUCCAUGGAGGUUGAUAAGCUUGCGGAGCAGGUCUCUGCCAUGGAAAAGUCUAUCUCAAAUGGGGUUAAGGUACCUGAAGUUCAGAUCACUACAUUAAUUGAGAUGCUCAUGAGACUAGCAAUCAAGCUUGAUGGCAUUUCUGCAGAAGGAGAUGCUCUUGCUCAGAAGAAUUUGCAGGGGAAGAGAGUGCAGAAGUGUGUUGAAACCCUUGAUGUGCUGAAGAUAUCAAAUGCAAGAGUAAAGCCUGUUAUUGUCACAACCAAGUGGGAGACAUUUGAUCCUCCACCAUCCACAGCCCAAUGGGAAUUUUUUGAUUGAUGUCCCACAUCGUUUAUUUUCUAAUUUCUUUGUCUAUUCAUUCGAGUGUAGUUACCUCCAGAGGAAGGAAUAUAAGCGUGCUACUUGCCACGCUACUUGUACUUAUUCCCCCCCUUCCUCCAUGAACUCUGCCAAUAAGCAUUGAUUGUGAUAAAUACAUAAUUGAAAUUUUGUUGAAACA